Cotesia congregata is the source of this 984-nucleotide messenger RNA. NCBI's taxonomy places the organism in Eukaryota, Metazoa, Arthropoda, Insecta, Hymenoptera, Braconidae. The record is from the annotation of a GenBank genome assembly.
GUCACCAUGGGAAUUAAAUUACCAAAGUCAGCUGUUUUUGGUAGUGCGGUUUGCACUUUAGUCGGCACUCUUUACAUAAUCAAGGACAAGCUUGGCGGGAGAACUUAUGAAGGUACAGAAAAAUUGACGGAUAAAGUUAUAAUUGUUACAGGAGCUAACACUGGAAUUGGUAAAGAAGUUACUCGUGAUUUGGCAAAGCGAGAGGCUAAAAUUGUUAUGGCAUGUCGAGAUCUAGGUAAAUGUGAAAAGACCAGGAAAGAAAUCGUGCUGGAAACAAAGAACAAGUUCAUUUACUGCCGACUCUGUGAUUUAGCGUCUCAAUCAAGCAUCAGAGAGUUUGUAAAAGCCUUCAACCAGGAGCACGACCGCCUGGACAUUCUGAUAAACAACGCUGGAGUGAUGAGAUGUCCGAAGAGUGUCACCAAGGACGGUAUUGAAACCCAGCUGGGAGUGAACCACAUGGGCCACUUUCUGCUGACUAAUUUACUCCUGGACAAGCUCAAGUCCUCGGCGCCUUCGAGGGUGGUUGUGGUCGCUAGUACGGCCCAUAGACGAGGAAAGAUCAAGAUUGAGGACCUGAAUAGCGAGCAAAGUUACGACCCUGGAGACGCGUACGCUCAAAGCAAGCUCGCUAAUGUUUUAUUUGCCAAGGAAUUGGCCAAGAAGUUGGCUGGUACAGGGGUUGCCGUCAACUCGGUGCAUCCUGGACUGGUGGACACUGAAAUUAUGCGACAUAUGAGCUUCACUAAGAGCACUGUAGCGUCUCUGAUGAUAAAACCUUUCUUUUGGCUGUUUAUCAAGACUCCGAAACAGGGAGCACAGGCUGUUUUAAAUGCUGCUUUGAAUCCUGAACUUCAGAAAUUAUCUGGAGUUUAUUUGAGUCAAUUCGAUAUUAUCAAAGAAGAAGAUGAAACAGAAGAAGUUAAAAACACUAAAUUAGCCGAGUGGCUUUGGGUUACCAGCACCAAGUGGAGUAAAUUAUAA